Cataglyphis hispanica is the source of this 1315-nucleotide messenger RNA. RefSeq names its product heat shock factor protein 2-like. Gene Ontology annotation, molecular function: sequence-specific DNA binding; DNA-binding transcription factor activity. The record is from RefSeq and is a predicted model, not a curated record. Gene Ontology annotation, biological process: regulation of DNA-templated transcription. The coding region runs from base 254 to 1015 and encodes 253 amino acids. The transcript is spliced from 3 exons. Lineage: Eukaryota; Metazoa; Arthropoda; Insecta; Hymenoptera; Formicidae.
AAAAGAGAUACGAAAGUAUAUCCAGCUUUAAAAAAAAAUAUUGCAAAUUUGGAUGUGAAAUGGGAAUUGAUUCUGAGCCCGCGAUUCUCCGCAGAUCGUCUCGAUUAUUGUUGCCGUGAUACGUGACGGUCUUUUGUUUCGAAGGUAGCUUGGUUUCGAGAAAAGCGAGAUUAGACGACAUAGGGCGAAACGCGACGUUCGAAACAUUCUCGAUUCGACUCUCCGCAUUUCCCAUCCAACGACUGCGACAAGAAUGUUCGAAGAACAUUGCGUGCUGCAGUCAAUGCGAUUCCCGCAGAAGCUCUGGCGAAUAGUGAACGAAUGCCAGACCGGGGCGAUCCGAUGGGGCGCGCAUGGCGAUACCGUACUGCUCGAUUACAAGAGAUUUCAGACAGAGUACUUGGACGCGCGCCGGCCCAUCUUCAAGACGAGCAACAUCACGAGCUUCAUUCGACAGCUGAAUCUUUACGGUUUCCGCAAGGUGACCUCUCACAGCCGCGACCCAAUCUGCAAUUCCUACAAUCCGCACGUGCAUGAAUUUUUGCACGAUAAUUUUCGCGCCGAUCGUGUCGAUCUGUUGUCCAAGGUAUGCCGAAAGACCGGCGGAAAGAACAAAUGCUCGCAGCAUGAGAUUACGAAAAGCGCGGAGGAGAGUCCGCGAUUACAAGCGAAUUGCGUAUCCCGCUUAAAACUUUGUCAGUUGGCUUUGACUAAAACUCUAGAGCAAAUUAUUCAAGAAUAUCGGCGAGAGCAUGAAAAAAGGCCAAUUGUAAUGCAGAGAGAGGAUAAUAAUCUGAAAAAAAUAACAAACUCACAAGACACAGUUCCCCUUUCGUACGAGAUCGAACUUAACAAUGUUCCAAAUCGAAAAUCUGUCCUAGAACAAAAUGAAGAAUAUUCUUCGUUUCUUCCUUCAAACAUCAAUUCAGCUAAAGGCAAAACAAUGUUAUUACCUUGGCAUAUCGCUACGACAGAUAAAUGCAAUCUACAUUUUAACAUUCCAAACAUUCAUUGAAACUGCUGAUUUUAAUGUUUUCUCCCAAGCAAUAUUUGUAUUAUUUAUGAGAAAGUUUCCUGAUGUGAUAUUUUCUAUCUGUUAAAUUAAUAUAAUGUGGCAAUAAAAUUAAUUACCACACAUUAAUAAAAUAUGUAAAUGUGUUUGUUAUAAUUUAAAAAAGAUUGUAAGAUCUUGACGAUGUUGACAUGUAAAGCAAAUAAAAAAUAGCAAGAUCUAUCUUUAUGUAAAUAUAGUCAACAUUAUCAAUAAAAAUAGAGAGUUUAAAUAAAAUUUUAUUUAUUUUAUGGAAAAUAAGCU